This is a messenger RNA of Zalophus californianus (California sea lion), 1905 nucleotides long. It is a transcript of the gene SLC43A3, whose product is annotated as solute carrier family 43 member 3. Gene Ontology annotation, molecular function: transmembrane transporter activity. The record is from RefSeq and is a predicted model, not a curated record. Gene Ontology annotation, biological process: transmembrane transport. NCBI's taxonomy places the organism in Eukaryota, Metazoa, Chordata, Mammalia, Carnivora, Otariidae.
CAGGAGGCUGAAUGAGGAUCAAGAGAGAUGCGGAGAUGCAAACAGGCGCGGCUGGGGCCGGAGGGAGGUAACGGAGCGAAGAUACCAGGCCUGGGCGGACAAGCGCUCGAGAGAUGGAUCCAGAGAACUGCCCACCGCUGUUUCUUGCCCAGGCCCGAAAAAAGCCAGAACCAGAGCCUACUUGAACAGAAGGGCUUGCCAGAGGAAUUUUCCAAGUGCCCAAAGGCCAGCCCUUGAAGCGCCUGUGGUCAGCCCGGGAGGCCCCCACUGAGAUUUGGGGAUCGGCUCCACCUCAGGCCAUGCCAGGCCAGGGUCUGCCCCUUCGAGUGGCUACCCUGCUGACGGGGCUGCUGGAAUGCCUUGGCUUUGCAGGAGUCCUCUUUGGCUGGGCAUCACUGGUGUUUGUCUUCAAGACAGAGCAUUACUUUGAGGAGCUAUGCGAGCCGGACGCGGGGCCGAUGGGCAAUGUCACGGGGCAGGCUGACUGCAAAGCCCAGGAUGAGAGGUUCUCACUCAUCUUCACCCUGGGGUCCUUCAUGAACAACUUCAUGACAUUCCCCGCUGGCUUCAUCUUUGAUAGGUUCAAGACCACCGUGGCUCGUCUCAUAGCCAUAUUUCUCUACACCAGUGCCACGCUCACCGUAGCCUUCACCUCUGCAGACUCAGCCCUGCUGCUCUUCCUGGCCAUGCCCAUGCUCACUGUGGGAGGAAUCCUGUUUCUGAUCACCAACCUGCAGGUUGGGAACCUCUUUGGCAAACACCGCUCAACCAUCAUCACCCUCUACAACGGGGCAUUUGACUCCUUCGCAGUCUUCCUUGUCAUCAAGCUGCUUUAUGAAAAGGGCGUCAGCCUCAGGGCCUCCUUCAUCUUUCUCUCAGUCUGCAGUGCCUGGCACGUGGGGCGCACUUUCCUCCUGAUGCCCCGAGGCCACAUCCCCUAUCCACUGCCCCCCAACUACAGCUACGGCCUGCACUCCAGGACUGACACCACUGAGGGAGAGAAGAACACAGCGGAGUCCGAUAAGGUGGAGAUGCAGUCCAAGGAGUUCCUUCCAGCAAAGGAAGAGACCCUGGAACCAGGGAAGAAGCAGGAGCACCGCUCUUUCUGGCGUUACGCACUCUCCCAGCGCUUUGCCUUCCACCUGGUGUGGCUGUCCGUGAUACAGCUGUGGCAUUACCUCUUCAUCGGCACCCUCAACCCGCUGCUCGCCAACCUGGCGGGCGGGGACAGGGCGCUAGUCAGCACCUACACAAAUGCCUUCGCCAUUACUCAGUUCUUCGGGGUGCUGUGUGCCCCCUGGAACGGCCUGCUCAUGGACCGGCUCAAGCAGAAGUACCAGAAGGAAGCCAAAAACACAGGGUCCUCGGCCACGACGGUGGCCCUCCGCUCGGCCGUGCCUUCUCUGGCUCUGACAUCUCUGCUGUGCCUGGGCUUCGCCCUCUGUGCCUCGGUGCCCAUCCUGCCCCUUCAGUAUGUCACUUUCAUCCUGCAAGUGAUCAGCCGCUCCUUCCUAUAUGGGGGCAACGCUGCCUUCCUCACCCUCGCUUUCCCCUCGGAGCAUUUUGGGAAGCUCUUUGGGCUGCUGAUGGCCUUAUCAGCCAUUGUAUCUCUGCUCCAGUUCCCUAUCUUCACCUUCAUCAAAGGCCCCCUCCAGAAUGACCCGCUCUACGUGAAUGUGAUGCUGAUCCUUGCCACUGUGUUGACGUUCGCCCACCCCGUCAUGGUGUACUGGGAGUGCCGGCGGGAAUGGGGCUCUCCUGCUACCGUCUAGGCUCAGAAGCUCUCGCUUUCCAGCCCCGGUGAUGCUUUGCUAAUCUGUCCCCACAUUUGAGGACCCCGCGUCCAGGAGCACUUGGCCUGUGCAGGCUACUGAUAUUAAGUAGCCAUUACGUUUUCUUUCUUUU